Molecule: messenger RNA, 917 nt
Organism: Lolium perenne
Lineage: Eukaryota; Viridiplantae; Streptophyta; Magnoliopsida; Poales; Poaceae
Biological process (GO): endoplasmic reticulum to Golgi vesicle-mediated transport; vesicle fusion with Golgi apparatus
Cellular component (GO): membrane; trans-Golgi network
Source: RefSeq, a predicted model, not a curated record
GAAAGCGCACAGAGUAAGGUUGAUCACCAGGCCGGAAAGAAUCGCAGAGUCCAAAACCCAACUCCCCGGCAGCCUCGAAACCCUCGCUGUCGCCGUGGUCAUGGCGAGGGACUUCCCCCUGCCGCCGGUGGUCUUCAACGCGUCCACUCCCACCUUCCGCCAACGCUGCCAUAUCCCCGAGACCGUCCCCGCCCAACCACCCGCCUCUAUCGUCGACGAGAAGCCGCUCCUCGAGGAGCUCGGCAUCAACAUGCGUCUGGUCUGGCGGAAGACGCUCUCGAUCGUCCUCCACCCGCUCCGCUCCGCCGACCCUUCCAUCCACGCCGACGCCGACCUCUCCGGCCCCUUCCUCUUCAUCCUCUCCUUCGGUCUCUUCCAGCUCCUCGCCGGGAAGCUCCACUUCGGGAUCGCCCUCGGGUCGGCCACCGUCGCGUCCCUCUUCCUCUACUUUGUCUUCUCAAAGAUCUCGGCCGGACGCCAUGGCGGUCCCGGACUACGCAGGUGCGCCAGCCUCGUCGGGUACGGCAUGCUCCCCAUGGUCAUCUUCUCCGCGAUCUCGCUCUUCUUGCCGCGGGGUGGUCGGCUCAUCUUCGGGGUCGCCAUGGGGUUCGUGCUCUGGUCAACCAGGGUCUGCGCUACGCUGCUAGCAUCCACCGCCAAGGACCAUAGGGGCCUCAUUGCCUUCGCCUGCUGGCUCGUCUACAUGCUCUUCGCUCUUCUCGUUAUCUUUUGAUGCUGGUUAUAUGGUACUCAAGGUACGGUUGCAUAAAUUCCCUAGAUCAUGCUAAUUAUUGUCCACAUAAACCUUAUUUGUUAUCAGUGUAUAUCAGACUACACAAGUUUGCCAUGGACGUUCACUUCUUCUGUUUGUAAUAUAUUUGGAAAUUAUUCUUUACCGUCUUUGUUUCCACAAAUGA